Orbicella faveolata is the source of this 1260-nucleotide messenger RNA. RefSeq lists its product as uncharacterized. Gene Ontology annotation, molecular function: calcium ion binding; ligand-gated monoatomic ion channel activity; protein binding. Gene Ontology annotation, cellular component: membrane. The record is from RefSeq and is a predicted model, not a curated record. NCBI's taxonomy places the organism in Eukaryota, Metazoa, Cnidaria, Anthozoa, Scleractinia, Merulinidae.
AACCUAAGAUUUAACAACCUACUUGUUACGAAACCAAGAUUUUAACCGAUGGGCAUCUCUGUUAGUGUCACAUGGAUGAUCCUGGACAUUUUCGUUAAUUUUCUCUCCUUGACGUUGUAUUUUUUUUUUCACAGGCGCCCGCCCCAGAUGCCAAGGUAGACCAAAAUACGGGAUUAUUUGACAGCUCAUCUGAUAUGUUUCGCAUGUCUAUGAUUGCCCUGGUAGGUGUCUUGGGCGUGGCUAUCUGUUUCGGACUUGCCUACCAUUACGUGAUAUUUCUUCCCCGAGGAACGAAAGAAAAACAGUUGAAAACAACUGCAACACAGUUCUCUUACAAAGAAGCUCUCAUCACAGACAUGAAAGAGUUUGUAGACGAAUUCUACUCUGUAAUGUCAGCCAAGAUAUCAUCGAUGAAAAAAGAGCACAAACGCGAAAUCAGAGAUAUUAAGAACAAAAUGAAAACUGCAACGUCAGCUAGUAGAUCUGUUAACCUUUUCAAACAGUCCAAGGAAUAUAUCGUAAACAGCAACGUCACAAUUUCAAGCUGGGCCAGUGAGAAGCAGUACGAGUUACAUAAACAACUUUGUCAACUGGUCUCAGAAAGCAGGAGUCAACUUCAACAAUGAGAUUCAUCUGACAUUCCCCAAAGUUCAGUCUUUGCAAGUGACGUGAAGCAUGAAAAACCUGUGCAUCAAGUCAAGAGAAUCUAGGCAGUCAAUAGUCGAGUGUGUUCUGUUAGAAAUAUCCUGGAUCCCUAACGUAACAUAAUAUAUGUUCUGAUAUUCAUUUAUACGUACCUGAUCCCAUCUCAUGAUAGCUUCAUACAAACUCAUAUUUCAUAUAUGACUGCGGAAUCGCCUGACAUCUACCCUUUUCCUAUGAAAAAUCUACGAUAUCCUAAAAACCAAAACAUUCAAUUUCAAGAAAAUGAUUGGAAAAAGGUUCCCCUCUUAAGCGUAUCAGGAUCAUCCGUGAGGGGCGAGGGGGUUUAUAAACAGGGAUGUGGGCUUAUAACGGAAUGGGCAUUGGUUUCGGCUCUCAUAUCAGCUCAUACGCGUGUGGAAUGUAGGACUACCAAUACUCAUCACCUUGAUGUAUUUACACUAACAUUGCAACCACAAACGACAUGUACCUGUACAUUGACGAAUAAAAGUGUUUUCAUAAAUUUUUCAUAAAUGUUUUAUCGUUUAUGUUGUCCAUAUUAAUAAAACUUAUUAAACGGAAGCCGUCAAGUAAUUGCACGGCAAUCAUGACGGGACG